Molecule: messenger RNA, 3692 nt
Organism: Saimiri boliviensis boliviensis (Bolivian squirrel monkey)
Lineage: Eukaryota; Metazoa; Chordata; Mammalia; Primates; Cebidae
Gene: OSBPL8
Product: oxysterol binding protein like 8
Cellular component (GO): cytosol; membrane; cortical endoplasmic reticulum
Molecular function (GO): cholesterol binding
Source: RefSeq, a predicted model, not a curated record
CUAGAAUGUAAAGGAUCUUGGCGGUUCUGGGUGCCCAGAAAGGCGGCGGCGCGGCGGAUGACAACAUUAGGCCGCGACACGCUCCUCGCCAGGCGGCGGCUGUAGUGUUAGGUUUGGCCGCAGCAGUAGCCGCUGCCGGUAGCGAGCAGACGGAGGGAAGGUGGGGGUCCGCCCUGGCCAGUGGGCCGCGGGGCUGAAAGUUCCCGCCCGGCUCGGGGGCCGAGCCAGCAGUGUGCCUCCGCGGCAGCUGGGCAGCGCCCUGCGUCCAGGCUCGCGCCCCAGCUGCCGCCGACUACAGCGGCCGAGAGAAGUUGGGGUCCGACUGGACGCGUACAGGGCCCGGGACCCCAGCGCCGCGGCGACCCCGGAGGAACUGGCUUCUUGCGUCCCGCCUCCCUGGGAGCUCCGCACUGGAUUUGCAGUUUUACAGGAUGACUGCACAUUAAUGGAAAGAGAAGCAUAAACCUAUUUGGGUUCAUUAUGGAGGGAAGUUUGGCAGACGGAGAACCUGAUAGAACUUCGCUUCUUGGUGAUAGCAAAGAUGUCCUUGGUCCAUCAACUGUUUUAGCAAAUAGUGAUGAAUCUCAACUUCUGACACCAGGAAAGAUGAGUCAGCGCCAAGGAAAAGAAACUUAUUCAACGCCAACCAAAGAUUUGCAUCAGCCAUCUCUUAGUCCAGCAAGUCCUCAUAGCCAGGGUUUUGAAAGAGGGAAGGAAGAUAUUUCUCAAAACAAAGAUGAUUCUUCACUUUCUAUGUCAAAGAGCAAGUCUGAAUCUAAACUUUAUAAUGGCUCAGAGAAGGACAGCUCAACUUCAAGCAAACUCACAAAAAAGGAAUCUCUUAAGGUACAAAAGAAAAAUUACCGUGAAGAAAAGAAAAGAGCCACAAAGGAGCUGCUUAGUACAAUCACAGAUCCUUCUGUUAUUGUUAUGGCUGAUUGGCUGAAGAUUCGUGGUACUCUAAAGAGCUGGACCAAGUUAUGGUGUGUGUUGAAACCUGGGGUGCUACUGAUCUAUAAAACCCAAAAAAAUGGUCAGUGGGUAGGAACAGUUCUUCUGAAUGCCUGUGAAAUCAUUGAGCGUCCAUCAAAAAAGGAUGGCUUUUGUUUCAAACUUUUCCAUCCUUUGGAGCAGUCUAUUUGGGCAGUGAAGGGUCCAAAAGGUGAAGCAGUUGGAUCCAUUACUCAGCCCUUACCUAGCAGUUAUUUGAUCAUCCGGGCUACUUCAGAAUCAGAUGGAAGGUGCUGGAUGGAUGCUUUGGAGUUGGCUUUGAAAUGUUCUAGUCUUCUUAAACGUACAAUGAUCAGGGAAGGAAAGGAACAUGACCUGAGCAUUUCAUCAGAUAGCACACAUGUGACUUUGUAUGGCUUAUUACGUGCUAACAAUCUCCACAGUGGGGACAACUUCCAGUUAAAUGAUAGUGAAAUUGAACGACAGCAUUUUAAGGACCAAGAUAUGUAUUCUGAUAAAUCUGAUAAAGAAAAUGAUCAAGAACAUGAUGAAUCUGACAAUGAGGUGAUGGGGAAAAGUGAAGAAAGUGACACAGAUACAUCAGAAAGACAAGAUGACUCAUAUAUAGAACCUGAGCCUGUUGAACCUUUAAAGGAGACUACCUACACUGAACAAAGCCAUGAAGAACUUGGGGAGGCAGGUGAGGCUUCUCAAACAGAAACUGUGUCUGAAGAAAACAAAAGCCUUAUCUGGACAUUAUUGAAACAAGUCCGUCCUGGCAUGGACCUAUCCAAGGUGGUUCUGCCUACAUUUAUUUUGGAACCCCGUUCCUUCCUGGAUAAACUUUCAGAUUACUACUAUCAUGCAGAUUUCCUAUCUGAGGCUGCUCUUGAAGAAAAUCCUUAUUUCCGUUUGAAGAAAGUCGUCAAAUGGUAUUUGUCAGGAUUUUAUAAAAAGCCAAAGGGACUGAAGAAACCUUAUAAUCCUAUACUUGGUGAGACUUUCCGUUGUUUAUGGAUUCAUCCCAGAACAAACAGCAAAACUUUUUAUAUUGCUGAACAGGUGUCCCAUCAUCCACCAAUAUCUGCCUUUUAUGUUAGUAAUCGAAAAGAUGGAUUUUGCCUUAGUGGUAGUAUCCUGGCUAAGUCCAAGUUUUAUGGAAACUCAUUAUCUGCAAUAUUAGAGGGAGAAGCACGGUUAACUUUCCUGAAUAGAGGUGAAGAUUAUGUAAUGACAAUGCCAUAUGCUCAUUGUAAAGGAAUUCUUUAUGGCACAAUGACACUGGAGCUUGGUGGAACAGUCAAUAUUACAUGUCAAAAAACUGGAUAUAGUGCAAUACUUGAAUUUAAACUAAAGCCAUUCCUAGGGAGUAGCGACUGUGUUAAUCAAAUAUCAGGAAGACUUAAAUUGGGAAAAGAAGUCCUAGCUACUUUGGAAGGACAUUGGGAUAGUGAAGUUUUUAUUACUGAUAAAAAGACUGAUAAUUUAGAGGUUUUCUGGAAUCCAACACCCGAUAUUAAGCAAUGGAGAUUAAUAAGGCACACUGUAAAAUUUGAAGAACAGGGAGAUUUUGAAUCAGAGAAACUCUGGCAGCGGGUAACUCGAGCCAUAAAUGCCAAAGACCAAACCGAAGCUACCCAAGAGAAGUAUGUUUUGGAAGAAGCUCAAAGGCAGGCUGCCAGAGAUCGGAAAACAAAAAAUGAAGAAUGGUCUUGCAGAUUAUUUGAACUUGAUUCACUCACAGGAGAAUGGCAUUAUAAGUUUGCGGAUACCCGACCAUGGGACCCACUUAAUGAUAUGAUACAGUUUGAAAAAGAUGGUGUUAUUCAGACCAAAGUGAAACAUCGUACUCCAAUGGUUAGUGUCCCCAAAAUGAAACAUAAGCCAACCAGGCAACAGAAGAAAGUAACAAAAGGCUAUUCCUCCCCAGAACCUGACAUCCAAGACUCCUCUGGAAGUGAAGCUCAAUCAGUAAAACCAAGUACAAGAAGAAAGAAAGGAAUAGAACUGGGAGACAUUCAGAGUUCCAUCGAAUCUAUAAAACAAACACAGGAAGAAAUUAAAAGAAAUAUUAUGGCUCUUCGAAAUCAUUUAGUUUCAAGCACACCUGCCACGGAUUAUUUUCUGCAACAAAAAGACUACUUCAUCAUUUUCCUCCUGAUUCUGCUUCAAGUCAUAAUAAACUUCAUGUUCAAAUAGUUCUCUACCAUUGAAUCAGUGAACUAGAAAGAUCUGAUUUGGCCUGGGACCAGUGUUUAAGUUGGUUUGGUCUUUAUUAAAAAUCACAGUAUUUCUAAAAACAGAAAAACCUAGUAGAUAAAUGUAGAGGUAUUGACUUUUCAUAUCUUUUAUCUUCACACUGAAACAAGAGCUAUCUUAUUUGAUUAUUAAAGUGAGCUAUGUGUUAAGUGCCAGGACAUUUCUAGCUUUUGUGAGAAUGUGUCUACAUGUGAGUAUAAUAAACCCACAUGUAUACACAAUUGUCUCUUAUGUACUCUUACCUGACAGUAAUCUUUGUAUUCUAUAGUAUGUUCUGAGAUGUAAUGUUAACAUUGUUCAUAACAAAAAAAGCUAUCAAUAUUAUAAAUAUAUGUAAUCUAUUUUCUUCAUAAAACAGGCACAAAACUUUUAUCAGUAAGGAAUUACAGAUUGAGAAAUCAUGGAAUAAUAGACAUAAUUAGUUCAAUACACUACUGUUAAAAUCAUUUGCAAAGUACUGAGCUCAGUUAUCUUCUUAGAAA